AAAGUAAAAGUGUUAAAAAUCUCCAGAUCUGGAGUGUGUGAUGCUGAGGCUGCAGCUCUCUCUCACACACACACACAGGCUCCUGCUGGUCUUUCAUGUGGAUGUAUCUUUAACCAGCUUCACGUGAGAGUGGAUGGAUCUUCUUGUAAGAUUUGAUGCAAUAUGAAGCUGCUCGCCGGCCGCUGCUUCACGUGGAUCCUUCAGAGAGGAGUCUUUUGUUUGUUGGUCCUUGGGCAACGUCAUCAUGGCGUCUUUACCUUGGACCACAGAGCAUCAGCUGAGCUCAAGAGAGACCAGGAGGAUUCUUCACAGAAGAACCAGGAGCCUCAAACUCGGAGACUGAUUCAAAACACCAAACUCCCCAACAGCCCCUUCAUCCCUCUUUCAAAACAGGGACUUUGGGAAAUACUUGGAGGAAACUCCCAGUCCCACUCCAACUCGUCCUUAAAAAUCAAGCUGCGGCCGAUAACGAAGGUUCAUGGAACUUCUAAAUUCUCCAGGAAGUUUAGUUGGGGAGACUUUUACUCAAACAUCAAGACGGUCAAACUGAACUUGCUGAUAAUGGGGAAGAUCGUGGACCACGGGAACGGCUCUCUCGGAGUGUACUUCCGCCACAACUCCACAGGUGUGGGCAACGUCUCCAUCAGCCUCGUGCCUCCCAUGAAAGAGGUGGAGUUCGACUUGGAGCGCCAAAGUGUGGUCAACCCCAAAGACUCCAAGACGUUCAGCUGCAGGGUGGACUACGAGAAGACCGAACGCAACAAGAAGGUGAUGCUGUGUAACUACGACCCGUCGAAGACGUGCGACCAGGAGCAGACCCAGAGCCACGUCACCUGGAUGUGCUCCAAACCCUUUCAGGUCAUCUGCAUCUACGUGUCUUUCUACAGCACGGACUACAGGCUGGUUCAGAAAGUCUGUCCCGACUACAGCGACCACAAUCCAGGAGCCCUCCUGCCCACAGGAGGUUGAUGUCUCAGUAGAUCCAGUUUCCAGCUGUUCUGACACUGUGGUGGAUGUUUUUGAUGUAGCAUUUCUCUCGAUAUAUUUUCAAGUCUUGCAUUUGACUAAAUACUGUGAUUUACAUGCUUGAGCACAAUAUAUUUCUUGUUGUAGACUAUAAGAGUUGUAUUGGCCUGCUUUUUUAAAGACAUGCAUAAAACUAGUGCUGUAAUUUAGAAUUCUUCUCACUGUGUUGGUGAACAUGAUUAGUUGAUUAAUUGAUUGGAUAAAAAGAAUGAUUAAAAACUUAUGACAUUUGAUCAUUUUAGUCAUUUUUCAUGAAAAGGUUUUAGAAAAACAACCACGUUAUUUGUGUCCAGCUGCUCAUGAAAAACUGAACCUUAUCUGUUUGAAAAUUGUAUAUCUUUUGGUUUUUGACUUGUGAUUGAACAAAACAAGAAAUUUAAAAAUGUCACCGUCCCCUUUGGGAAACUGUGACGUAGGUAAGAAGCUGCGUUCAAGGCUUGACUGAGGUGAAGGUUUCAGGGGGACCAGAGUUCAGCAGGGGUCCUGGAAUAAAUUGGGGGUUUUACAGAUUUGCUGAUGUCAGUUGUGGCUUUUGCUUCAACGGCGACAACUAAACUACAAAUCAGCCAAAGGUCUGAGCUUCAGUUAACUCAUGACCAUCGUAAACCUGAAGGUUUACACACAUACACGAGUUAAAUGUUUACAAUAAAACACAACUGUAGGUAUUAGAUGGUAGCUGUUGAGCAUAGACUGUAAAUAAAGAUGGACGACAUGACUGCUCCCCAAAAGUGAAGCCAAUGCGUCUUGAUUGUCCCCUUGUGGCUGGCUGUCGUAUUGGUCAU
This is a messenger RNA of Hippoglossus stenolepis (Pacific halibut), 1808 nucleotides long. Its product is annotated as neurexophilin-1. Bases 163 to 969 code for a protein of 268 amino acids. The record is from RefSeq and is a predicted model, not a curated record. NCBI's taxonomy places the organism in Eukaryota, Metazoa, Chordata, Actinopteri, Pleuronectiformes, Pleuronectidae. The transcript has 2 exons. Gene Ontology annotation, molecular function: signaling receptor binding.